AUGGAAACGUCGAGUUAUAGUGAAACUUCGUGCGAAAAUGUGAACGCUGUUGAUUUGGCCUCUUCGCUGGCAUUCAGGCCUAGAGGAUCAUUAGCUAGGGCUUUGUAUCGCAAAGAGAAACACGACGAGUAUCUCAGCCAGUUCGAUAAAGCAGAGACGAGUGGUCAGACCGAAAAUGUAGGAUUAUUGAAAUUUAUAGAAUUAGAACAAUUCAUGAACGAAUGA
Messenger RNA from Phaedon cochleariae (mustard beetle), 225 nucleotides. The record is from the annotation of a GenBank genome assembly. NCBI's taxonomy places the organism in Eukaryota, Metazoa, Arthropoda, Insecta, Coleoptera, Chrysomelidae.